Anolis carolinensis (green anole) is the source of this 4074-nucleotide messenger RNA. RefSeq names its product docking protein 2 (gene dok2). The coding region runs from base 1916 to 3385 and encodes 489 amino acids. Lineage: Eukaryota; Metazoa; Chordata; Lepidosauria; Squamata; Anolidae. The record is from RefSeq and is a predicted model, not a curated record. Gene Ontology annotation, biological process: Ras protein signal transduction; cell surface receptor protein tyrosine kinase signaling pathway; positive regulation of MAPK cascade. Gene Ontology annotation, cellular component: cytoplasm. The transcript is spliced from 5 exons.
CGUGCGGAAAAGGGGUGGGAGCCUGUCCCUCCAGUUGGACCUCCCUUGGAACGGGCUUGCGCCUUUAAGGCCCUUCCUGGGACCCUUGGGCCAGGGGCAGGCCCCUUCCACACUGCCUUAUAAAACCCGCAUUAUCUGCUUUGAACUGGGUUAUAUAAGACCCUUCCACGCAGCCAUACAACCCAGAAGAUCAAGCCAGACAAUCCACAAUAUCUGCUUUCAACUGGGUUGUCUGAGUCCACACUGCCAUGGAUUUUAUACAACUGUGAAGAGCCCUAAACUGCCAUAUAAAAUACACAUUAUCUGUUUUGAACCGGAUUAUAUGAGGCCCCUUCUGCACUGCCAUAUAAUCCAUAUUAUCUGCUUUGAACCGGAUUACACGAGGCCCCUUCUACACUGCCAUAUAAUCCAUAUUAUCUGCUUUGAACCGGAUUAUAUGAGGCUCCUUCUACUCUACCAUAUAACCCACAUUAUCUGCUUUGAACCGGAUUAUAUGAGGCCCCUUCUACACUGCCAUAUAAUCCAUAUUAUCUGCUUUGAACCGGAUUAUAUGAGGCUCCUUCUACUCUACCAUAUAACCCACAUUAUCUGCUUUGAACCGGAUUAUAUGAGGCCCUUUCUACACUGCCAUAUAAUCCAUAUUAUCUGCUUUGAACCAGAUUAUAUGAGGCUCCUUCUACUCUACCAUAUAACCCACAUUAUCUGCUUUGAACCGGAUUAUAUGAGGCCCCUUCUACACUGCCAUAUAAUCCAUAUUAUCUGCUUUGAACUGGAUUAUAUGGGGCCCCUUCUACACUGCCAUAUAACCCACAUUAUCUGCUUUGAACCAGAUUAUAUGAGGCCCCUUCUACACUGCCAUAUAAUCCAUAUUAUCUGCUUUGAACCGGAUUAUAUGAGGCUCCUUCUACUCUACCAUAUAACCCACAUUAUCUGCUUUGAACCGGAUUAUAUGAGGCCCCUUCUACACUGCCAUAUUAUCCAUAUUAUCUGCUUUGAACCGGAUUAUAUGAGGCCCCUUCUACACUGCCAUAUAAUCCAUAUUAUCUGCUUUGAACCGGAUUAUAUGAGGCUCCUUCUACUCUACCAUAUAACCCACAUUAUCUACUUUGAACCGGAUUAUAUGAGGCCCCUUCUACACUGCCAUAUAAUCCAUAUUAUCUGCUUUGAACCGGAUUAUAUGGGGCCCCUUCUACACUGCCAUAUAACCCACAUUAUCUGCUUUGAAACUGUUUAUAUGAGGCUCCUUCUACACUGCCAUAUGGCCAUCUUUCAGGGGUGCUUUGAAUGUGAUUUUCCUGCUUCUUGUCAGAAUGGGGUUGGACUGGAUGGCCCAUAAGACCUUGUCCAACUUUUUGAUUUUAUGAUAGAAUAAACUGUUUAAAUCCCUUUAAAAAACAGAAGACAGAAAUCCAAACAUUUCUGGAUUUCAGGCCAGUGUGAAACAGAUUGGCUCCAAAUCGGUCCCCGCAGAAAAUGAACCAUUCUUCAGAGCACUUGCAUCCCUCACAUGCUUAUAUUUUCUUUUCUCUUUUACUGCAGCAUUUGGUUGUAUUGGAGCCCCCGGUGGUGCAGCGGGUUACACCACUGAGCUGCUGAACUUGCUGACUGAAAACUCUGCAGUUCAAAUCCAGGGAGCAGAGUGAGCUCCUGCCAUUAGCCCCAGCUUCUGCCAACCUAGCAGUUCGAAAACAUGUAAAUGGACCAGUUGAUGCCUCUGUUUUUGUCCUUUUGGGUGAGGUUGCAACCACAGGAAGCUGACGCCAAAGCCUGCUUUAAAGGGCGGAAAAGUGAGCGAGAGAAGAGCUGAUGUAUUUGCACGUCAUUGAGAGCACAACUGGCAAAAGCUGGGAACGGAAGAGAGAAGGACGGGAGAAAGAGGCUCUGGCCAAGUGGACCUCUCGCCUCGUGCUCAAAGAUGGAAGAAGCCGUGGUGAAGAAGGGCUUCCUCUACAUGUAUCAGCAGCAGACCUUUGGGAAGAAAUGGCGGAAGUUCUGGGGCGUUUUGUACCGGGGGAGCAGCCGUAGCUCAUCCCGCCUGGAGCUCCUCGGAUGCAAGCUGCCUCCGUCCGCAGGAAAAACCAAGAAGAAGGAGACCACCAGCCGGCGCCUGAUCCACCUGAGGGACUGUGUCUAUGUGGCCGAAACGGCCAAAGACAACGAGUGCCUCAAGGAGACCACCCCAUUCCUCCUGGAGACCACCGAGAAGUGCUAUCUUCUGGCUGCCGAGAGUGCCGAGGCCACAGCCUGGAUCCUGGCACUAUGUGAACAUGCCUUUAAGAGGAAUAGUGAGUUGGAGAAGGACGGACUGGAAGGCAAGGCUCUCUCUUCCCUUUCUUCCCUUUCCAUGGUGGAGAAUCCUCUGUACAGCCCAACAUGCAAAGGAGAGAGCAAGACCUUUCCCGUGACCGUCAGAGCCACGCCGGCCUCGGAACGCAUCCAGCUGUGGGGCAGGUUCCUUCUCUCGGCUCAAGCGGAAGCCCUGGACCUGUGUAGCGUCCAGGGGGGCAUUGCCCUCCACACCUGGCCUUAUAGAUUCCUGCGCAGAUUUGGCCAUGAUAAGACCAUCUUCUCCUUUGAGGCUGGACGGAGGUGCUCUUCGGGCGAGGGCAGCUUUGAGUUUGUCACUCCGCAGGGCAAGGAGAUCGUCCGGAUCAUCGAAGGUGCCAUCGAAGUGCAGAAGAAGUCCAUGUCGAACGACCCAACCUGGGAGGCUUCUGCUGGCGUCACUCUUCCUCCCAAGGCUUUCAACCAGCCCAGCUCUGAAGGAGGAAACUGGAAGACCAGAGCCACGGCACAGGACAAAGGGGCUCCGUUGACCUCUCAAGUCACUGGCACCAACAUGAUCCGUUCCUUGGAAUCCAUCUGGAAAGGGAAGCCAGGAAAGGAUAGCGUGGUCUCACCCAUUCUGCCCACCUGCUCCAAAAAGGUUCCACCCAGGCUUGAUUUGUUCCCCAAGCAAGAUCUCCAGAGUGGACCGAAUGCACUGGAAGGGCCGGAAAAGGUGGCAGCAGACGAGUCAGAGUCGGAGGAGCCUUUCAAUGCUGCUUCCAAGUCACCGGGAAACAGUAUUUCCAGCCAGACCUCUCUUUUGUUUGGCAGGAUGCAGAGGCCAAGUUUGGCUCCUACAAGCCUUGGAUCAAUGCAUGUAUAUGAUGACCCAGAGAUCUCACCUCCCCUGGUUUACGAUGAGCCCCAGGAGAUCACAGGAGAGGCUUGGAAGCUGCGGGCCACGGCUGAGGAUCCCGUGGGCCACGAAUAUCCCUACAGUCCGGGCCUGGAUGACUACGCUGUGCCCAGGCUGCCCGGGCAAGGCAUACAAGGAAUUGUCCAAUCGGCAUGUGAGCACAGGAUCCUAAGGUUCAAGGCUGAAAAGAACACAAUGUGAGGGAGGAGGAAGAGGAAGAAGAAAAGGAGAGGACUCUGGCUGGAGAAGAGGCACAGAGUGUAAUGUAGUAUGAAUUUUUGGUUUACAGAUGAUAUGUUUAAUUGUGUGUUUGUGUUUUAAAAGGGUAAGUAGUACAGUUUUUGCAUCUCAGCACUCAGAGGCUGGUUGCCAUGGAGAAGUAGGCGGAGCCAACUGCCAUUUUGUUGAAGAAGUGCAGAGUUUAAAAAAAGGGAUUCAGUCUGUGCUCUGAUGAGGCACAGGGAAGAUUGAUCCUAGGCUGAGGGGAUCAAGGAGACUCAAUUGUUCAUUUUGGCUGCAGGGAGGCGCACGCUUUCUGGGCCUGCACACCACACACACAUGCAUUCUCUUUCCAAGACAAGGAGGCAAGUUCUCAUUCUUACUCUAGAGGAGGUGCUUGUUUGCUGGAAGGUGUGUGCAUGCUUUCUGGGCCUGUACGCUACACUCACACUCUCUUUCCAAAACAAGGAAGCAAAACGCAAGUUCCCAUUCUUACUCUAGAGUAGACGCUUGGCUGCAGGGAAGUGCAUGCUUUCUAGGCCUGCAUGCCACAUACACAUGUACUCUUUCCAAGGCAAGGAGGCAAGUUCUCAUUUUUACUCUAGAGGAGACACUUGACUGCAGGGAUUAGGUAGCAGAGAAGUGCGUGCUUUCUGGGCCUGCACGCCACA